Heterobasidion irregulare TC 32-1 is the source of this 702-nucleotide messenger RNA. RefSeq lists its product as uncharacterized. The record is from RefSeq and is a predicted model, not a curated record. The coding region runs from base 1 to 702 and encodes 233 amino acids. Gene Ontology annotation, molecular function: S-adenosylmethionine-dependent methyltransferase activity; O-methyltransferase activity. The transcript has 4 exons. Lineage: Eukaryota; Fungi; Basidiomycota; Agaricomycetes; Russulales; Bondarzewiaceae.
AUGGCGCCAUCCCUUCCCGGACACGAGCUCGCACAGAGGCCGACCACGAGGGAGGAUUGGACCCGCUCUGACUUGUAUCAUAAUUCUUUCUUGAUCUCCUGGGACGAGGCCUUGGAAUUUGCUCUAAAGAACAGUGACGAGAAGGGCUUGCCGCAGAUCGCCGUCAGUGCUGCACAAGGGAAGUUUCUCUAUCUGCUCGCCAAAUCUCUCGGGGCCAAUCGCAUCCUGGAAGUCGGAACUCUCGGGGGGUACUCGACAAUAUGGCUUGCUCGGGCACUUCCUGCCGAUGGCAACAUCAUCACCUGCGAGUUAGACAAGAAACAUGCAGACACCGCACAGGAAAACCUCACCCACGCGGGGCUAGAAUCAAAAGUUAAUGUACUCGUAGGCCCUGCAGCAGAGUCACUCCGGAAUCUCCAUCCGGACCAGCCUUUCGACUGUGUGUUCAUCGAUGCAGACAAGCCGGGAAACAAGACCUAUUAUAUCGAGGCCAAGCGGUUGGUCAGGAAGGGAGGCGUCAUCAUUGUGGACAAUGUCGUUCGCAAUGGGCUUGUAAGCGAUCCGUCGCAUACAGACGCUUCCUGCGAGGGAGUUAGAGAACUUCUCACGUACAUGAAGGAUGACAAGGAGGUAGAAGCAACAACUAUGGCUACGGUGGGUGAGAAAGGCUAUGAUGGCUUCUUAUACGCUAUCAAAUUGUAG